Messenger RNA from Theobroma cacao (cacao), 886 nucleotides. RefSeq lists its product as uncharacterized. The record is from RefSeq and is a predicted model, not a curated record. NCBI's taxonomy places the organism in Eukaryota, Viridiplantae, Streptophyta, Magnoliopsida, Malvales, Malvaceae.
GUGCACCUGCAGCAGACUUUCCACCCGGAAAAUAAAAAUUAAAUUGAAGCUUCCAGCAAUGGGUGCCUCUGAAUCUGCCCUCUCAGGUUCGUCGCCGAGUCCGGCCGAUCAAAUCACCACCAUUUCCCAGCGAUCAGAAACGGUCGAUCCCAUUUUAGAGAAGCUUAAAUCCCUCAAAAUUACGUCUCCUAUACUGACGACGCCACCGACGGAGGGUAGCUUAACGGACAUUUUAGUGAGAAAACCGUCGUCGUCUUCAGCUCAAGCUACUGUGAAUCCAAAGGUGUUGCUGGAGCUGUUCUCGAUGUAUCGUGACUGGCAGGAGGAGAAGGUUCAGAAGAUUAGCAAGAAACAGGAAGAGAUAGAAAACAAAAUAGAAGUUGCAGAUGCCUUGGCAGUUAAACUUUUUCAACGUUUUAAUUACUCAGUAUCAGCAAUGAAGACAACUUCACAACAUUUAUCAGAAGUCCACACAUUGCAAGUGGAGCUUGGGGAGCUUAAAGGAAGGUUAACUGAGGUCAUCAGCAAUUGUGACGCACUGUGCAAGAGAAUUGCUGCUGAGGGGCCAGAACCUCUUCGAUCAUCUAUCAAGCCAUUUGCAGUUGCCACUGCCAACUCAACAGUAAAUCGUAGCUUAACUGCAGAGCAAAGGGUUACAGAUCAAAGUUCAACAUCUGCAGAAGCCAAACUAGACUGACUCUUCUUGUCUCAUCUGUACAUAAUUGACAUAUUCUUUGACCUUAAUUCUUCAUUGAGAUUGAUGUUUAUUUUGUGCCUUAUACAAACAGUGUACUAACAUUUGGAGUGAGCAAAGUUUUGAAUACAGAUUAGAGAGGAAUUUUUUGGAUUAAAUGUGAAGGCAGUUGUUGUGAGUUUUGUUUCUUUA